AUGAAAGAACGGAACCGCGAUCAUGUAAUUACAUGUACGAGCAAUGUUAGGAACAUUCUCCAGACUAACAAUUCACAUGUGGUCUUUCAUUGUCUGCUCAACAGGUCAUCGAAGAUUUCUUUAACUUAUGUUGUUGUUACACCACAUACAAGGAUUUGUUGUGUUAAGUUAAGGAAAAAAGAAGUUUUUACGCUCUCGAACUGCAAAGUGACCACAACUACCAGCGCAUUAACUUUGAGAAUUCUCUUAAGACUUCUUUUCUUACUUUUAGCUAAAGAAUAUUUUAUAUAA
Molecule: messenger RNA, 291 nt
Organism: Clunio marinus
Lineage: Eukaryota; Metazoa; Arthropoda; Insecta; Diptera; Chironomidae
Source: the annotation of a GenBank genome assembly